GAGAAAGCAAUGGAAAGGGAUUUGGUGGUGUGUGCAGAUACAGAAUUCCUGCAAGCUUCCAGUCCCAGUCUCAGAACUGUCUGAAAUCACAUGCAGGCAGAGGGAGCUGCAAGUCAGUGUGCAGGGCUGAGUUCUGAAAAUAGACUAGUGAGAGCUGAAGUAUGGGGCGUCGGGGAGAUCUAGCAUGUCUCUUGCUGGCAGCGUGGGCAGCAAUGGAUCCAGCGGUGUUAGGGCUAGGAUCCCACGUGAAAGGGAAGGAGGCUACAGAAAGGGCCCAGCACCGGGUACAGCAUGGCGCCUGCACCUUCACAUUCCUGCUGCCUGAAGUUGGGCACUGCAGUCCUCCCACUGCUGAGUACCAAGUCUCAAACUCGCUCCAGAGGGACACUCCAUCUCUUACUGAGGCCAAGUGGCCGGCAAAGCGGCUUCAGCAGUUGGAAAGCAUCCUGGAGAACAACACCCAAUGGCUGCAGAAGUUGGAGAGCUACCUCCAGGAGAACAUGAGAACAGAGAUGUCUGAUGCCCACCUGAGUGCCGUGCAAAACCACACUGUGGUCAUGUUGGAAAUCGGCACCAGUCUCCUGAACCAAACAGCUGAGCAGGCCCGCAAGCUCACAGAUGUAGAGAUGCAGGUUCUCAGCCAAACCUCACAGCUGGAAAUGCAAGUGUUGGAGAACUCUCUGUCUACCAAGAAGCUGGAGAAACAGAUGUUGCUGCAAACGCAAGAGAUAAGCAGACUCCAGGAGAGGAACAGGUUAGCAAUCUUCCUAGAAAAAAGGAUCCUGGCUAUGGAGGGGAAACGUGAAGAAGAACUUCAGGGACUCCAAUCUGAGAAAGAGGAGAUGCAGCAGCUGCUUUCUAAGCAAAUGGACUUUAUUGGGGAUUUGGAGCAGCGUCUAGGCAUGGCCUUGCUCAACAACACAGCCUUGCAGAAGCAGCAGACUUCACUGGCAGAAACGGUGAAGCACCUCACAGGCUUGGGGUCCCAGUGCAACCAGAUUUCCCUCGUCCCACCAGAGGAGCAGAAGGUCUUCAAGGAUUGCGCAGCUGCCUACAAAUCCGGUUUCACUGCCAGCGGAGUCUAUAUACUGCAGCUUCCCAAUACCACCAUCACUGCCAAUGCAUUUUGUGACAUGGAGACCAGCGGGGGAGGCUGGACUGUGAUCCAGCACCGAAAGGAUGGCUCUGUCGAUUUCCAACGCAAUUGGCAGGAAUAUAAAAUGGGCUUUGGGUCUCCACAUGGAGAAUAUUGGUUGGGCAACGAGUUUGUCCAUUUGCUCACAACGACUCAGGGUUCCUACUCUCUCCGUAUCAGACUGCAAGACUGGGAAAGCAACGAAGUCUAUUCCCUGUAUGACCAUUUCUUGUUAGACUCCGAGAAACAGAACUACCGGCUUUAUGUGCGGAGGUACAGUGGCACAGCUGGACGCACAAGCAGCCUCAGUCUCUCAGGGAUGGACUUCAGCACCAAGGAUGUUGACAAUGACAACUGUCUCUGCAAAUGUGCGCAGAUGCUCAGCGGAGGCUGGUGGUUUGAUGCGUGUGGACCCUCUAACUUGAAUGGCCUUUAUUACCUGCCCAACCCGACCAGCAACCGGAUGAACGGCAUAAAGUGGCAUUACUGGAAGGGUCCGAGCUACAGCCUCAAGAUGGCUGCCAUGAUGAUCCGCCCAGUGGAUUUCAGAGAGGAAUAAGGGACCCACCUAUGGGCCGCCACGAAAACAACAAAACCCAGCAAACUCAGUUCGCACGGAUAGGCGGCAGCUCUAUGGCUCUCUUCAAGUAUUUGCAACUCAGGAGGGGACUGUAAUCAGUUGCUGGUGGUGGUGCUGGGAUUACCAAGGUCAUGGCAGUUCAGACUGGUGCUAGCACAGGGCAUCCAGUAGACUCCCCAUGAUUGCAGGAGGUAAACACAGAACUUGGUGGCCUCACACAGAGAAUUUAGCAUCCUGAAAUGUAAAGCAGCUCAGCUUUUAUUUUCCACUGGGAUGGGGGGAAUAGAACUAGCAUACAUGCUUGUAAAGGUAAGGAUGACAAUGCCUGGUUAAUGUGUAGCAAACUUUCAAAUGCCAGAGGAGGGGCCAAGCUGGGCAUCUCAGGGCCAAAAGGGUACAAGGUUCAGUGGCUACAUGGCUCUUGGGUUUGCCCCUUUCUCACCCCCAAGGGCUACUAGAAGCAGAAUAAAUCAUGCAAAUAAAUCCACAUGCAUUUAAUUUGCUUAAUUCCACUUCAAGGAUGGCACAGCAGCCAUUUUGAAAGAUAUGCUUUCCGGAGGUAGGUUUUAACCACUCUCUUGCACACCUAAUAACCCAGAUGUAGUGGCUGCCACUCCCAGCUCCCCGAGAAUGUUCUCCAUCCUUCAGUGUUCCAAGGACCAAACUAGCUGAGAUGGGGGAAACCUGAAAUUGGAUCUAUUUCCCUUUGUUUUUCCUUAAAAGAAAGUACAGGAGGACUGGAGCUGGUUUCCCCCCUUCUUUUGAGAGCAUCUACCACAAGAUCAUUCCUUAAUUUUCCACUAUCCAGAUUUUUCCCUGCUUUGCUCCAACAUUUCCCAAACAUGGUAUAAUACAAUAUUUUGGGAAAGAAGGUGCUCAUUUUUGCAGGUCUCACGCACAUUGGCACCAUUUUUCUUCCCUUGGACACCUGCGGCCCCCAUUUAUAUCAACUCCAUGCCACUGGAGGACUUUUUAAAAAGCCAGUAAUUGUCAUAUUGCUGUAGUUGAAUACUUUAGUGAUACACCAGCUACUGUUUUUUUAAAAGCCUGAAAAAGCUCUCCAGUGACUUGGGGGGGGGGGGCACAACGUGGAUGCUGCAUUGCCACUGCAAAUGCCUCUCGAUUCAUAACAGUGGCAAGAUCUCUACAGUGAAUAGUUGCUGUGUGGCGAACUUUAUCUCUAUCACACAUUAAAUCUGAAAAACAACCAACAACACAACAUUCAAACGGGCUCUGAAUCUUAGUUGGGUAUAGCCAGUGACAAUAAUUUUGGCUUCCAUUAAUAACACCGUUGCAUUUCAAGCUAGGCAUGGGGAACAGAGAACAGUGCAAGCCAUUUCAGUUUAAAUGUUAUAAUAUUUUUGGACCCUCAGAUAAAGAUUACUCAACUACUGGAAUGAGGCACAAGUUUAAUAUCUUAAGCAACUAACAGCACAAUCCUGUUACCCAAGUCUAAGCCUACUGAAACCAAGGGCCUUAGACCGGAAGAACUCUGCAUAGGAUUGUACUGUAAAACAUCUUGUGCAACCGUAUCUUACGAUGCCAUGCUAAGCAGAGUUAAUACUCUUCUAAGUCUGUACAGCCUCCAAAGUCCAAACUUCAACGGACUUCGAAAGUUGUAACUCUGUUUAGGAUUACUCUUCUAGAACUAAGGUUAUGUGAAUUUAGGGCAAGUCCUCAAACCACCAGUUCCCUAACACUGUUCAUAAAAGGGAAUGUUUCUGAAUUAUAAAUUCUGUCACUACAUCUCCCCCCCUUUACUAUUAUACAGUAACAAAGAUAAUAUAUAUAUACAAUAAAAAUAAAUGAUACAUAUUAAACUUAUAUACUUAAUAUUAUCUAUUUAAACCAUCAUCACCAGUUAACAUCAGACAGUACAGUGUGUUAAUCAUACAGUAACAUGUCUCUAUAAGUCAUUCCAGAGCUUGGAUCUUUUUAGAUUAAUGCCUCCGUACAGGUUCAUCAUCAUGCAUCAGUAACGGAGACAUUACUCUUAUUAUGGCUGGGGGAGGGAGGGAUUGUCUCAUUCCCUCUUGGUCAUAGUUCCAUUUAUUCCCUGCCAAACAUGCAGGUUCCAACCCUCACCAGCCAUUUAGAAAGUGGUGAAACUCUGACGCUGUGCAAAGACUAGCAAAUAGAUGAGUGAUAGGCCAGUGAACGAGGACACCUUUGGGACACAGUUUUGUUCUUAACCAAAGAACGAUUUUCAUUGGACUAUAUUAGAAUAUAAAAUACAGACACCACACACUAUGUAGGAAAGUAUAGCACACUAAGGCUAACAACUGAAUAAGAAAAGGAAGAAGAAAAUGAUUAAUGUCUAGCUACAGCACUUCAGAGUUACUAAUGACAGCAUCCUUCUGGAUGGGUUCACGAUCCUUUUGGAGAGUCAGGGAGUAGAGAUAAGCCGCUCUCUCCUACCUCCUCCUUUCCCAUUCUCAGAUGAGCCACAACAUACAAAGACUGCAGAUCUUUUUCAACCCUUCUUCAGAGAUACGGAUGUCUCCCUCCCUCCUCCUGAGAUAGGACCAGUCUCCACCAGACUCUACAGCCAGGCCAAACGCUAAUCCUGUCACUCCUGAAGCCCAGGUUUUACGUUGACAACAAAAAGCUAGAGAAACAUACAUUUCUCCAUUUCAGGAUGGCAGUGGCAACAAAUGGCAAUGCCAGACCUCUUUGGCCCUUCUUCCUGAGAGCCAAGCUACAAGUGAUGCCUGACAUAAGUUGGACACUUGUCAGCUUCCCUCA
Molecule: messenger RNA, 4460 nt
Organism: Eublepharis macularius
Lineage: Eukaryota; Metazoa; Chordata; Lepidosauria; Squamata; Eublepharidae
Product: angiopoietin-2-like
Exons: 9
Coding region: 162-1694 (510 amino acids)
Biological process (GO): Tie signaling pathway
Molecular function (GO): receptor tyrosine kinase binding
Source: RefSeq, a predicted model, not a curated record